Messenger RNA from Corticium candelabrum, 1233 nucleotides. RefSeq names its product AP-1 complex subunit gamma-1-like. Gene Ontology annotation, biological process: Golgi to vacuole transport; intracellular protein transport. Gene Ontology annotation, cellular component: membrane coat; AP-1 adaptor complex. The record is from RefSeq and is a predicted model, not a curated record. The coding region runs from base 1 to 1233 and encodes 410 amino acids. The transcript has 13 exons. Gene Ontology annotation, molecular function: clathrin-cargo adaptor activity. NCBI's taxonomy places the organism in Eukaryota, Metazoa, Porifera, Homoscleromorpha, Homosclerophorida, Plakinidae.
AUGCCUCUCCUCAUUUCGAAUUCGGGCGUGGGAAAGGGUCUGGUUUCAAUGGAUUCCACCAGUGACCUCCACGUCGACGGUGAUUUUGCAUCCUAUUGUCUUAUCAGUCUCAGACUCUUUCUGUACACCAACUGCAUGUUUGUAUUAUACGCAGGCAAAGUCCUUCGACAACUUCGAGUAUUGGGUCAUGGUGACAAUGAAACAAGCGAUGCAAUGAACGACAUUCUUGCUCAGGAUGAACAAAUUGGGCUAUCGAGUUAUGGUUUUGCUCUAAUCAAUGACAACAAUUUGAAGAGUCUUACUAAGGAAAUUGUGUCUUUUGUGUCCGACGCAGACAUGGAGUAUAAGAUGUAUAUUGCAUAUCUAAUCUCAUUCUUGCAGCUGAGAAGUGAGAGGCGACACGCUCCUGAUCAGAAGUGGCAUGUAGAUACCGUAUUGCAAGUGUUGACAAUGACAGGAGCAUACGUAGAAGAAGACCGUGUUCCUGGUCUCAUUCAGUUGUUUGCUGGCAUGACAGAGCUCCAUACAUACAUUGUGCAGCAGCUUUAUGUUGCUCUCAGUGGUGACAUUAGCCAGCAAUCCCUUGCUCAAAUUGGUGUUUGGUAUAUUGGUGAGUAUGGUGAUCUGUUGUUGCUGGGACCAACUCAGGGAGAAGAAGCCAUUGAGGUGAGUGAGUCUGAUGUGCUCAAUGUAUUGCAAGCUGUACUGGAGAGUCCUCAUUCGUUGCCAACUUCCCUAAAUUUUGCUGUGACAAGCGUUAUAAAGCUUAGUACUAGAUUCACACAGACAGUAGAACGUAUUCAGGGUUUAGUUGCUCAAUAUGGAACAAAUUUGGAUGUCGAACUGCAGCAACAAUCGGUUGAAUACUCACAGCUCUUUAGUGCAUUUAAUCACAUGAGAUCAGCUUUGUUAGAAAGGAUGCCAUUGCCAGAUGUUAAGGCGUCAGCUACUGUCAAUGACACAAACGGAGCAGGAGAGUCUCUACCUACAGAAGAUUUGUUGGGAGAUUCUGAAACAGUAGCUGAACAGCCAGUGUCCAGUCAAGCUGGAAAUGAGCUGCUGGACAUCUUGGGAGGUCUGUCUGUAUCAGCACCAGAUACGUUGCUGUAUGGUAGUCAGUUGAUAAUGCAACAACAGUUGAGGAUGAGACUGCGGAUUUCAUACAGUCUGAAUGGAUCCCCUGUGACGGAACAAGGUGGGAUUGGCGAUUUUCCACCAGCAGUUUCUCAGUAA